This is a messenger RNA of Annulohypoxylon maeteangense, 1495 nucleotides long. RefSeq names its product Pfs, NACHT and WD domain protein. The record is from RefSeq and is a predicted model, not a curated record. Lineage: Eukaryota; Fungi; Ascomycota; Sordariomycetes; Xylariales; Hypoxylaceae. Bases 222 to 1334 code for a protein of 370 amino acids. Gene Ontology annotation, biological process: nucleoside metabolic process. Gene Ontology annotation, molecular function: catalytic activity. The transcript has a single exon.
GUACCUCCUAGGCACCUAAGCAACUAUUCGAGGAGCCUCAUUUCUACCUGGGUAGAUUUUUAUUGUUUUUUAGGCAUAUUAAACGAUUCCUUUUAUUUUUUGCGUUCAUUCACUCGAUCGCAUCCUUCAUUCUUUUCACACAUUAGUACAAGACCACUCUAAACAAACCGCCUCCGACAUUUCCCUCAACUCCUUCAUUGGCUUGACCAAUUUAGCCCCCAAUGUCUCAAUUACAUAAGUUAAACCCCGCGGACUAUCAGGUAGCAUGGAUUGCACCCCUUGAGAUCGAGGCUCGGGCUGCUUGGUAUAUGAUGGACAGAGAACAUCAAGGCAGAUUCGCGUUAGAUCGUGGGGACGAUUAUGUAUAUCGUGCCGGUAGCAUGUGCGGGCUCAACGUUGUCAUUGCGACUCUACCAGCUGGUCAAGUAUACGGGACUGGCUCAGCGGCUGCGCUUGCCAGCCAAGUAAAGAAAUUCUUCCAAAAUCUCUGGUUUGGACUUCUUGUGGGUGUUGCCGCUGGCUUGCCUAACCAUUCAGAGACCCCGUCACCGCAAGAUAUCCGCCUCGGUGACGUUCUCGUCGCUCUUCCUACGCCUGACAGUGCGGGGCUUAUCGGCUACGAUCUAGGCAAGGAGACGGCAGAUGGGUUCAAGCUCCUGAAGUCUGGAUAUGCCCUUGCCAACACGGAAGAUGUUAUUAGAUCUGCCAUCGGCUCUCUCAUGUUUCUUGCACCCGAAGAAGCAGAACGUUUCUUACCCUUUUACAAUGCGAUGAAGGAUAAGAGACAUAGAAAGGGUACAUUUAAUGAUCCUGGCCAACAGAAAGACAACUUCUACAAGAGAGACGAGAGUGGAAAGGAAGAGCUAUUAGAGCGAGCACCGCGGCCUGAUUCUGAAAGGACGCAAGUAUGGUACGGCGCGAUAGGUUCGGGUGAAAAGCUCGUGAAAAAUGCGAAAAUACGGGAUGAGCUACGAGAUAAAUUCAACAUCAUCGGGCUGGAGAUGGAAGCAACGGGCACGAUGAAUACUAUCCGCGUCGGCGUCAUCCGAGGCGUGUGCGACUACGGAGAUGAGCACAAAAACAAAGAGUGGCAGCCUUACGCGGCAGCUAUGGCUGCUGCAUAUGCUAAAGCGGUCCUGGCUGAAAUGGGACAUAGUUCAAAUACGUCUGAUGGAGCAGAUCCCCCACCGCUAGUGCAUGAGAUGCCAUCGACAAUAAACCCUAACCAGCCAAACAGAAACGGCAAGCCAGGCACAUCUUCCAGUUUCGUUGGCCGGGGCAUUCAAAAUUCGGGUUCUGGGAAUGCGUCGUAUGGUAAUAUAACUAUUGGUUAGGAAGUCCGGGCUUUGUACCUAGGUAGGUAGCUUGCAACAAUACCUACAUGGGGCGGUUGGGCUGAAGAGGGGGUUACAUUUGUAUUGAUGCCGUAUUACAAGUAUCUAUACUAUUAUUUAUUUAGUAGUCGGCAUAAGCAUCCUGAUUGUAAAGAUACCUG